AUGAGUCUGAGAUAUCUUAAUUCAGAAAUGACAAUGGAGGACAGGAGCAGCCGCAACGGAAGCAGAGAAAGGCUCGGACUGAGCUUCACUAUCGACUACCUUCUGUUCAAUAAAGGAGUCAAAGGUUUGAAGGAAGAAGGAAGUCGUGCCGCAGAGCAGACAGAGAGCAACAUGCUAAAUCAUCACAAUCCUAAACCCGAAGAGGUGGGGAUUCGCCGCGAGACUCAGGAGAAGCGUCUACAGAGGUCAGACACUGGGAAAAGGAUAGUCAAAGAAGAGGAGGGGGAUGCAGAGCGACAAGAGGAGGGGGAGGAGGAAGUGACCACCACCACCACCACGUCCACCGGCAGCAGCAGUCCUAAGAAGUCUGUGGACAAACCCAACCAGUCGUACAUCGCGCUCAUCUCCAAGGCAAUCCUCGCGUCCGAGCAGAAGAAGCUACUGCUGUGUGACAUCUACCAGUGGAUCAUGGACCACUACCCUUACUUCAAGAGUAAAGAUAAGAACUGGAGAAACAGCGUGCGUCACAACUUGUCCCUCAACGACUGUUUCAUCAAAGCAGGCCGAAGCGACAACGGGAAAGGCCACUUCUGGGCGAUUCACCCGUCGAACUAUGAGGACUUUUCUAACGGGGACUACCACUGCCGGAGGGCACGGCGGAGGGUACGCAGGGUGGCGGGACAACUUCCUCUUUCCUCCCUGGCCUCGCCCUACCACCCUGCCCUCAGCAGGCAGCACAGACCAACCUGCUGGUGCUGUCCUCCGGCCCCAGCGAUCCCUCUGUCCUGCUUGGCCCCCAGACUCUACUGGCCCUGGUCCGGCUUGCAGCCACAAGUGGGGCUCCACCUGGGCCUAAAUGCCUCUUUACCUUGA
Messenger RNA from Stegastes partitus (bicolor damselfish), 873 nucleotides. It is a transcript of the gene foxq2, whose product is annotated as forkhead box Q2. The record is from RefSeq and is a predicted model, not a curated record. The transcript has 2 exons. The coding region runs from base 1 to 873 and encodes 290 amino acids. Gene Ontology annotation, molecular function: DNA-binding transcription factor activity, RNA polymerase II-specific; RNA polymerase II cis-regulatory region sequence-specific DNA binding. Gene Ontology annotation, biological process: regulation of transcription by RNA polymerase II; anatomical structure morphogenesis; cell differentiation. Lineage: Eukaryota; Metazoa; Chordata; Actinopteri; Pomacentridae.